Dichotomopilus funicola is the source of this 1638-nucleotide messenger RNA. RefSeq names its product tubulin domain-containing protein. The record is from RefSeq and is a predicted model, not a curated record. Gene Ontology annotation, cellular component: cytoplasm; mitochondrion. The transcript is spliced from 5 exons. Gene Ontology annotation, biological process: mitochondrion organization. The coding region runs from base 1 to 1638 and encodes 545 amino acids. Lineage: Eukaryota; Fungi; Ascomycota; Sordariomycetes; Sordariales; Chaetomiaceae.
AUGCACGAAAUUAUCACACUCCAGCUGGGGCAGCAGGCCAACUACCUUGGGACACAUUUCUGGAAUACUCAGGAAUCGUAUUUCACAUAUUCUCCAGAGCAACCAGAGUCACCCAUCGACCAUGACAUUCAUUUCAGGCCCGGUCUCGCUCCCGAUGGCACCGAGACCUUUAUGCCUCGCACCGUAAUUUACGACCUCAAAGGCGCCUUUGGCACACUGCGCAAGAUCAACGCUCUCUACGACGUCAACGACGAGGCCACACCUCCUCAUGCUCUCUGGCAAGGCCCCCAAGCACCGGCCACCACAACCCUCACCACAGCCAACGUCCCAAUCCCCUUAUCCCCCUACCUCGCCGCCCUCAACGCCGGCCAGCCCACUACCCGCCCAACCCCAUCCCAAGUCCGUUUCUUCUCCGACUACGCCCGCGUCUUCUACCACCCGCGUUCCAUCGUCCAGCUGCACGAACACUCCCACACCCAGCAACAACAAGCCGCUUCCCCCUCUUCGGGCACGAUAGGCAGUUUCGACCACCACGCGGCGGGUGAGUCGUUAUUCCGUGACCUGGAUAGGGAACAUGACUUGUUGGAUCGGGAUCUGAGGCUGUUUGCGGAGGAGGCGGAUUGUAUGCAGGGGGUGCAGGUUUUCGCUGGGUGGGAGGAUGGAUGGGGAGGGUUUGCGGCGAGGUAUGUGGAAAGAUUGAGGGAUGAGUAUGGGAAGGUGGGGAUUUGGGUUUGGGGGUUGGAGGAGGGUGCUGUUGCGGGGGUGAGGAGGGAAAAACGUCUCCUCAAACUCACCAACAAAGCCCGCGCCCUCACAGAACUCUACAAACAAGCCUCCAUCGUCAUCCCCCUCGCCGUGCCCACCUGUCUCCGCCACAACGUUCGUCUCGACCUUUCCAUGCCCUGGCACACCUCGGCCCUGCUCGCGGCCGCCAUGGAAAGCGCCACGCUCCCAUCUCGCCUCAAAGACCCGCUCAAGCGCGAGUCCCUCGGUGGUAUGGCGGACGUGCUUAAUGUCAUGGGCAAGCAGAGCGUGGCGGGACUGCAGAUGAGUUUUGGCAAGCCCAAUGAUGGCGACAACAACGGAGGGCAAGGGAAGGGAAGUAGGAAAUUGUCAGAGGAAGAUCUGGCCGAGGGUGUGCAGUUGGAUAUGCGGUUUACGCCGUCUGAUCGGUUGGAUCCGUACGCGAGGUCGAUGAAUGGAUUCAGCGGGCCGAGGGUGUUUAGCCAGCUGGUAAUGUCGAGGGGGUAUGAUGAGAAUGAUGAGGAAGACAAGGAGGGUGUGGAGAGAGACGCUGCGGGACGGCGGAUCCGGAGGAGUGCGUAUGAGCCCGUGACGAAGAGCUACACAUCCUCCCUUCGUUUCCCCAUCCUCGACAGUUUCCCGCUCAUCUUCCAAGACACAACAACGACAACCACUUCCGACGACGAACCAAACCCGCUCACCGACCCCAUCAACAUCACCACCGCUCUAUCUACCGACUCGUCCGUCUCUGGCAAGCUCAAGCAGCUGCGCGCGACCGUGAUCCGCUCCAUCGGCCUUGAGGACCGUGAAACGCUCGGAAAUGAUUUGUUAGAGAUGGCAGACGAGUACCACGAGGGAUGGUCGAGUGGGAGUGAUGAGGGGGAGGAUGAUUGA